GCGCUCUCCCUCCUCUCUUUCCCGCGCUCCAUGCAAACGAAGGGGGCGUGGCCUGCCCCCCGCCGGGAAUGGAAGGGGCGCGGCUGCUCACCUGGCCGCGCACCUGCGUGACGUCAUCGGGCGGCGCCUCGUCGCGGAGCAGUGACGUCAUCUGGGCCAUGGCGGCGGGGCCGGUGCUGGCGCUGCUGCUUCUGCUGCCCGCGGGAGGCGGGGGGGUGCCGGGCGGGCCCGGGAGCGACGCCCCCAGCAAACCACCACCGCCGGACGUCGCCACACCGUGGGACUCUGCCUACCAAGAUCACUGCGUUGCCCCCCCCCUGACCGGCCCGUGCCGCGCCGCUUUCCAGCGCUGGUUUCACAGCCCCGAAUAUCGCGAUUGUCGCCCCUUCGUCUACGGCGGCUGCCGGGGGAAUCGCAACAACUACGGCAGCAAGGAGGAGUGUCUGCUGCGCUGCCGGAGCGGUACGGGGGGGGCAGCGUGGGGACGGGGGGGGGGACAACUUGGGGAC
This is a messenger RNA of Phasianus colchicus (ring-necked pheasant), 509 nucleotides long. Lineage: Eukaryota; Metazoa; Chordata; Aves; Galliformes; Phasianidae. The record is from RefSeq and is a predicted model, not a curated record.